AGCCCCUAGUUCCCGUCAUCCCCUGGGCUCUCCCCUUCCCCGGCCGAAAUCCCGCGUGGGCUCUUUUCCUCCGCGCUGGUCGCUAGGUGAUUCCCGAGGACUGUCGGAAGUCUCGCGACGGGGGGUCCCGUUGCCCUGGAAACGAGUGGCCUCGCCUCUUGCGGGGCGAAGGGCGUGGCUGGGGCUGUUAAACUACAGUGGCGUUGCUUCCAGCUACUAGACUGUAGGUGUCUCCGGUAGGACGGCUGCUCCCCCCAGGGAACGGACGACUGGCCAGGCCAGAGGACUCGGGGCGGGGACGAGGGCCCGGCCAAGGCGGUCGAGAGGGGAAAGACAUCGCAGACGGGACGCCCCCUGGGGGAAGCGAGCGCGCCUGGAAGACCGCGCGUUCCAGAAAAUGAGCUCCUUCCCAUACUGCCGCGUCCAGAAGUGAGGGUGGGAGGAACACCUUGCCGACACCACUUGUGGCUUAAAAGGCCCCAGUCCUCCCCACCUAGAAAGUGACCGUGCCUGCCCGCAGACCUGCCCGGCGCGGCUGGGCUUGGAAGCGUCUGCUUUUGCCUCUUCUGCCGCCGACGUGGAAGCUACCCAGGAAGCGCCCAUUAGAUAAUCUGCGUGUGUGGCUUUCUUGAAGCCCAGGUUUUACAUUACAGCAGGUCAGCACGCUGGUGUGCCGCCUGUGUUCGUGUAAGGAAAUAGAAUCAGGAUUUAUGCCAAGGUUUCCAAAUUUGGAAUUGUGGUGAUCCCCAGAUUGAGACUUAAGUCUCUUAAUACUGGAGAGGUCUUCCCUCUUGCAUUAGUAGUUAUUUGCUCUGUGUAGAGAGGAGCAUAAACCAAUAGAUUGGAAACUGGCAAAUUCCUUUGGUCUCUCAAAAAUAAUAGAAUCUUAGCAAGGAAUUUCUGUUACUCCAUUGUCUUAAUAACCACUUGGGAGGAUGCUUGCAUGGGAGGAGGAGUGGUCAUGGCCAAUAUAACCUUCUGAUAGCUAUUGAGAUUUAAGUAAGAAUAAUUGAAUAUUAGAGACAGUAUCUACAGAAUAUUAACCAAAAUAUAAAGAGAAAAGUGUAUUGUAGUCAUUUGAGCUUUUGGUCAAUUGAAAAUUAAGCAGAAAAAAAUUUAAACUAUGUUGUUAGAUUUCAUUGCCUAAGUAAGUAACUAUAAUUUUUCUUUCAUUCGUGAUCUUUUUAAAUGCCUCAGGAUCAUUCUGAACUUGCUAUGCCCUGUGGUAAUGUAAAUACAGGAUGUAAAUGAUUUGGCUGUGUAGCCUGGAGAUUUCUUUUUUCAAUUAAAUUAUUUACUUGAUUAGUCUUUUAUUGUGAUUUUUGUCUCUUUCAUGGAAAUGGAAAAUUUCUUCAAAUCUUUGAAGCUGAAUGUGUAAUUAGCUGUGUCCUAAUUAAUUUAGCUUUUAGAGAAGCCUGUUGUCACUGUUAAUUAAACACAAUUGGAUAUAUCUGGGGUUACUCAUUUAAUGUAAUAAACACCUUCAAGUUAAACAGAAAACUGUCAAAUAAGUUGCUUAGAAAUUGUUUUACAGCCUACCUACAUAAUAAAAGAAAUUUCAAGCCAGAUAUUGGAAGAAAUGUCAGAAGAUUCAGAAAAGGAAGACUAUUCAGACAGAACAAUCAGUGAUGAUGAAUCCGAUGAGGAUAACUUCAUGAAAUUUGUAAGCGAAGAUAUCCACCGGUGUGCACUUUUAACAGCUGACUCUAUUAGUGACCCAUUUUUCCCCCGAACUACCCAGAUACUGUUGGAAUAUCAACUAGGGAGAUGGGUGCCACGUCUUCGUGAACCACGAGAUUUAUAUGGUGUCUCUUCUUCUAGUCCGCUGAGCCCUACACGGUGGCCGUACCACUGUGAGGUCAUUGAUGAAAAGGUCCAGCAUAUUGAUUGGACUCCUUCUUAUCCUGAGCCAUUGUACACCCCAACAGGCCUAGAGAUGGAACCCCUUUAUCCAAACUCCAAGGAAGAUACUGUAGUUUAUCUAGCUGAAGAUGCUUACAAGGAGCCCUGUUUUGUGUAUUCCCGAGUAGGGGGCAACCGAACACCUCUGAAGCAACCUGUGGAUAACUAUGACAAUACUUUGACGUUCGAAGCAAGGUUUGAGAGUGGAAAUCUACAGAAGGUAGUCAAAGUGGCAGAAUAUGAAUACCAGUUGACCGUGCGCCCUGACCUCUUCACAAAUAAACACACCCAGUGGUACUAUUUCCAAGUCACUAAUACCCAAGCAGGAAUAGUCUACAGAUUCACUAUAAUCAAUUUCACUAAGCCUGCUAGUCUUUACAAUCGGGGUAUGCGCCCACUCUUUUAUUCUGAAAAAGAAGCCAAGGCUCAUAAUAUUGGCUGGCAGAGAAUAGGAGAUCAAAUCAAGUAUUACAGGAACAACCAGGGACAAGAGGGGCGCCAUUAUUUCUCUCUUACAUGGACAUUUCAAUUUCCACACAACAAAGAUACCUGCUACUUUGCUCACUGCUAUCCAUAUACUUACACCAACCUGCAAGAAUAUCUUUCUACUAUCAAUCAUGACUCAGUACGGUCAAAGUUUUGUAAAAUACGCGUCUUGUGCCACACGAUUGCUAGGAACAUGGUGUAUGUUUUAACAAUCACUACUCCCUUCAAGAGCACUGACUCAAGAAAACGAAAGGCUGUGAUUUUGACUGCAAGGGUACAUCCAGGAGAAACCAACAGCUCUUGGAUCAUGAAAGGCUUCCUAGAUUAUAUUUUAGGAGACUCAAGUGAUGCGCAGUUGCUUCGGGACACUUUCAUCUUCAAGGUGGUACCUAUGCUGAAUCCAGAUGGUGUGAUUGUGGGAAAUUAUCGUUGUUCCUUAGCUGGACGAGAUUUAAACCGUAAUUAUACAUCUCUCCUGAAGGAAUCAUUUCCUUCUGUUUGGUAUACCCGGAACAUGAUCCGUAGAUUGAUGGAGAAACGAGAGGUUAUUUUAUAUUGUGACCUUCAUGGCCACAGUAGAAAAGAGAACAUCUUCAUGUAUGGUUGUGAUGGUAGUGAUAGAUGUAAAGCAUUAUACCUACAGCAACGAAUCUUCCCACUUAUGCUGAGCAAAAAUUGUCCAGACAAAUUUUCAUUCUCAGCUUGCAAGUUUAAUGUUCAGAAGAGCAAAGAGGGAACAGGAAGGGUAGUAAUGUGGAAAAUGGGAAUCAGAAACAGUUUUACCAUGGAGGCUACUUUUUGUGGAUCUACCCUGGGUAAUAAACGGGGCACUCAUUUCAACACAAAAGACUUGGAGUCAGUGGGAUACCAUUUUUGUGAUUCUCUCUUGGAUUAUUGUGAUCCAGACCGAACCAAGUAUUACCAGUGCUUGAAAGAAUUAGAAGAAAUGGAAAAACAUAUAAACUUGGAAAAAAUCCUUGAGGAUUCAGAUACUUCUCUGAAAGAAAUGACACUGGAUCUAGAGUCUAGAUAAAAAGCAAGAAAAAACACCUGAAAACAAAGAAGGAAAGAAAUUCUACCAUAGCAAGUCAUCAAAACACCAGAGAAGAGCAAGAGGCAUGUGAUAAAGGACAUUUAGUGCGAAGACACAGAGAAUCAAAUUCUGAUGUGAAAGAUACAAAGCCAAAUGUAUCAGAUGAUUGUAUAUUUGAUUAUUUCAGAAGACCAUUCCCUAAUCAAGGUUUGGCCAUCCACAAUACAGCAUGAUUCAAGUCCUUUUCCACCUGAUUUUAUUCUUUCCUGUCACUGUUCAAGCUUGAAUGAAACUGAACACAGUAUUACAGAUGUCAGCUAGUAAGUGUACAAUAAAUCAUCACUCUCAUUU
Molecule: messenger RNA, 3772 nt
Organism: Leptonychotes weddellii (Weddell seal)
Lineage: Eukaryota; Metazoa; Chordata; Mammalia; Carnivora; Phocidae
Source: RefSeq, a predicted model, not a curated record